CGUUGAAAUCAACAAAUAAAUUAGGUUGAUCUUGCCCAGCAAAAUACCGUUAGCCCUUUGGCCGUGCAGUUGAGGCGCUGAAAAAGUAAUUAAGUAACGACCAAUGGUGCGUAUAAAUACAGUAAGUCUAAUUAGAACACACUAACAGUAAAUACUAAACUAAAAUGCCAAUGUUUCUAGUUUGGACAGCAUUCAUUCGUGCAUGGAACUAAUGGUGUUAACACUUAAUUACCUUCUUAUCGGUAUCGAUGCAACCAAGAAGAAGGGAAAAUUCAGUAGCUAAUGGACUUUUCUUGCUGGAAGUUCACUUUCAUCACUUAACACUGCCUAAGUAUAUAUUCUUUCCGCUAUUACUGAUCAUACUCAGUGCCUAGCCAUUCAUAAUGUUGUCGAGUGGGUUUCUAGUGUUCUUGAUGUUAGUUCACCAGUGGAGUGAAGUGAGUGGCACAAAUUCCUCCGAACUCCCCGCACUCCCAUCGUUACGUAUUUUUGGUGGGACUGAAGUGAAGGAUGGCACAGCGCCUUAUUUGGUUGCGUUGCUAAGAAGUGGGUCCGUUUCUUGCUGUGGCUCGAUUGUAGGCGAUCGCUGGAUACUGACAGCUGCACACUGCGUCGCUAAUCCGACACCUCCGUAUGCAACAAUUCCUGACAUAACUGUGCUGGCUGGAACAAACAAUUUGUACGAAGGUGGUGCACAUUACGAUGUCCAGCGUAGUCUACCCUACAGGAACUAUACAGGGUUCGAAGAUAUUGCCUUGGUUCGCCUUAAUUCCACGCUGCCGUUUGGGAGACGUGUGCAGAAGAUUGAGCUAGCUAAGGCGCACGUUCCUCCAAAUGCCACCGUACAGAUGGUGGGAUGGGGAUUCGAUGAAAGUCGAUCGGGGGUAAUGAAUGUAACGCAAAGCAUCGACGUGCAGGUGGUUAGUGUAGCGCAAUGCCAACAGAUGUACGACGAAGUGAGUCCGGACCAACGGAACCCUGUGCACGAAGGAAAUUUGUGUACCUACUCACGCGAUGGCAAGCGUGCUUGCUAUGGUGAUUCUGGCAGUCCAGUGAUUUGGAAUGGAAUGCAGGUGGCUGUUGUUGAUUGGAACCAGUACUGCGAGCAGGGAUAUCCGGACGUACAUGCAAGCAUUUCGUAUUUUUAUGACUGGAUCCAGAAAACGAUUGCAGAAGAUGAUUACGAUUAAUCAGACGGAUUAGGAUUGCAUUAGUACUAGCUGCUAGGGUCACCCUAGACUUCAAAUUACUUACGACACGACUUUCAGAUUAUUCAUUGUUUGAGUUCAUAUAGGAAUCUUUUGCAUGAUAAGAAAAUUGUCUAAAUUAUAACAAAAUUAAAUGAUGUUUUAUUUAGUGGGAAUAGCAACAAACUUCUGUAGAAUGAAAUUGUUUAUCAUUUCUGGCACGCUGCGCCGGGAACGACAAAUAGAUGAUUAAAUCGUCGAAAACUUCACCUAUUUGGGGUCAAAAAAUUUAGCACCGAAAA
Anopheles stephensi (Asian malaria mosquito) is the source of this 1489-nucleotide messenger RNA. RefSeq names its product chymotrypsin-1-like. The record is from RefSeq and is a predicted model, not a curated record. Gene Ontology annotation, molecular function: serine-type endopeptidase activity. The coding region runs from base 384 to 1190 and encodes 268 amino acids. Gene Ontology annotation, biological process: proteolysis. The transcript is spliced from 4 exons. NCBI's taxonomy places the organism in Eukaryota, Metazoa, Arthropoda, Insecta, Diptera, Culicidae.